UGCGUUUUGAAAAUGCGGACUGAACCCCCUCAAUAAUUUUUUCUUGUUUGUUGGCUCUUUGAGUCAUAUGCUAGUAAGUCCAAAGCAAGACAUCUCUAAGGCUGAGGAUAACUCGAUGAACUGACGUCCACAACACCUCCAUCGACAGAAAAUGUCCAUUUCAAUGGCCUUGUUCUCUCCUCCUCUGCCUACCCAAGUCCUACGAUCCCUCUCCUUCAAACCCUGUUUCACCCAUAAACCCGCUCGCUUUCUCAGACCCGCUAUUCCUUCCCUUCUCCUCUCCCCUCCAAAAUCCUCCACUGACAAUGGUGCUGGAAUUUCAGCCUCUGUAGAAGAACUAAAAGCGGAGGAAAAGGUUGCUCAGCCUUCUGGGUCUGCACCGGGGGCCGAAGAGAGCACUUUGGGGUCCAAUGGCACGGUGGCGGAUGCUGAGGUGAAGCCGGAAAGUAAAUUUAUAGAACCUAGAUGGGUUGGAGGGACUUGGGACUUGAAGCAGUUUCAGAAAGAUGGGAAAACUGAUUGGGAUGCUGUAAUUGAUGCCGAGGUUAGGAGGAGAAAAUGGCUUGAGGGAAAUCCAGAAUCAUCCCGCAAUGAUGACCCUGUAGUUUUUGACACCUCAAUCAUUCCAUGGUGGGCGUGGAUAAAAAGAUUCCAUCUACCUGAAGCGGAACUACUUAAUGGCCGUGCUGCGAUGAUCGGAUUCUUUAUGGCUUACUUUGUGGAUAGUUUGACUGGUGUUGGUCUAGUUGAUCAAAUGAGCAACUUCUUCUGCAAGACUUUAUUGUUCGUAGCUGUGGCAGGAGUAAUUCUAAUCCGAAAGAAUGAGGAUAUAGAAACUCUAAAAAAGUUGCUGGAUGAGACAACCUUUUAUGACAAGCAAUGGCAAGCAACCUGGCAAGAUGAGACCCCUAGUAGUUCCAAAACUGAGUAGCUAGAUUUUAUGAAGUUUUUAAUCGUGUAUUUGCAGAGGGCAAUAUGAUUUUAAUUUGGAUCCCACUUUAGUCAAGCUUUUCUUGAGGUUUGCACGCAUAUCAUGUUUCCUUCAUGAAUUUGAUGCUUGUGAAAUAAUUGUUGAUGACAAAUCUAGAAUCAGAUGUUGAUGUAGCUGAAUUUCCUUCAGCUUCCAUGAUAA
Hevea brasiliensis (rubber tree) is the source of this 1132-nucleotide messenger RNA. RefSeq names its product light-harvesting complex-like protein 3 isotype 1, chloroplastic. The record is from RefSeq and is a predicted model, not a curated record. The coding region runs from base 152 to 931 and encodes 259 amino acids. Lineage: Eukaryota; Viridiplantae; Streptophyta; Magnoliopsida; Malpighiales; Euphorbiaceae. The transcript is spliced from 3 exons.